This is a messenger RNA of Gasterosteus aculeatus aculeatus (three-spined stickleback), 3311 nucleotides long. RefSeq lists its product as uncharacterized. NCBI's taxonomy places the organism in Eukaryota, Metazoa, Chordata, Actinopteri, Perciformes, Gasterosteidae. The record is from RefSeq and is a predicted model, not a curated record. Gene Ontology annotation, molecular function: calcium ion binding.
AUGUAUAUAUAGAAUGAUAUAUUGUAUAUGUAUAUAUACGUGUGUGUUCCCUUCUUCACUCUGGCAUCCUGCCAACUAUAAUUACCUAAACGUGGAAGGCAAUAAAACGGGCCCAGGCAUCCGGUCGGUCUGAGUAAAUGAUGGGUUCAGAGUUUACUGAACAACGUGCAGGGCAUACACAAUCACGCACACACACGCAAAGGUUCCAAGAGUGUGAGCGGUGUGGGGGCUUAUUUUCUCAAGUGAAUUUGAACAUUUCUCUCCUUCUUCUUGGAUUUUGUCCUAUUUUUGUCUAACAGCUGAUGCCUGGGAGUUUGUGAAAGCAAAAAUAACUCCCCUUAAAACAGGUUUAAACAGCCUCCCCCUAAUACCUCCUCUCCAUCUGUCAGAGUGUUUUGCAGCCUCUUGCCCCUCCUUCCUCCCAUAUGGCCAUCCCGUAGUAAUCCCAGGCCACAUUUCCCUUCCCCUCAAUCUCCAACUUCCCACUUUCACCCUCCAAGUGCUUUCUGCCCUCCCGUCCCAAGUGCCAGUUCAGAUGGGGGUCCUGGCGGCGCUGGUCGCUCUGCUCUGCGUGUGGGCCCCUCAAGCGAGCGGAGCCGAGGGGUGCGGCGGUUUCAAACACCUGGAGAACGGCCAGACGUUUUUCCGUUACGGUGGACUGCUGGUGAUCUUCCGCUGUCGUCCAGGCUACAAGCUCCAUGGAUACAAGACCAACAGCUGUGUGUCUGAGCACUGGUCUCGUGACACCCCAGUCUGUGUCGGCUCCGGCUGCUCCAACCCGGGCCCGCUCAGCCACGGGACGAGCAGCACGAAUGAGGACGGCUCCUGGGUGGUGUUCAGCUGCAAUGCUGGCUUUCAUCUGCAUGGGCCGUCGAUGUUGUACUGCAAGGGCCCUUCCUGGAACAGCACGACGCCUACAUGCAAAGAGUCCGACAUGAUGCGUUCAGUUUUACAUGUCAAUAUGCAAGCUCCAAACUCAAGUCAGGCUGCCGUAGCUCUGAAAACCCAACAACAAUCCCGUUACGACGCCCUCACGCAUACCGCUUCCCAAGGAGAAAACCUCCAAUUAGCCUUUUCUCAAACGCCGUCCCAAAUGUCCGACAGGGAGAGGAUUAAAGUGACCAACCCAAAAGUGCAACAGAAUGUUCAGUUUCCCGAUUUUAAAGUCAAAGAUGGAGUCCGGACCAAUCAUGUUGAGGCUCAGCUUCAGGCUGCAGAGGAGCCUGCAGGCGGGACGCAUGACUCGCAGGCAGGCGAGGAGGCAGAAAAGUUGGACGGUGGAGUCGACUCUAAAUUACAUCCGUCUGCCACAGACUCGUCUGACUUACUAUCAUCGCCUGCAACGGAUGAAUUGACGUCCUCUCCGCUGUCACGUUCUGCAGCCCAAACACCAGCUAUCACUGCUGUCACCAAGACUGAGACAUUGCCACGCCACCUCACAACAUCUCCUGCUCCUGUCCCCGGCAGUCACAUCGUGCUACAUUUUGGAGAACCUGUCACGUCCCAGGCCGACGUGAUUCCUUCUGAAGUAGCAACGGGCUCUUCACAAACUGCAGAUGAGGAGCAACCGGCUGAAACUGGCUUCCACUAUCCUCCUCAGGCUGGUCCUUCCUCCACUCCAUCGCCUCCUUCCUACCUACCGGCCCCCAUUCCGCCCAUGUCUGCCUCGACGUCCUCAAGUCCCAGCGCCGCCCAGUCCAAUGAGAAGACACAUGUGACCACGGGGCCAGGAUCUCACCAGGGCCGAUCCUACGGCGCCGCCCUCAACUUGCCUCUGCCGUCUCAGAGAGCCGAGUGCAGGCACCCGCCCGCGCCCGCUCACGGGACCUUCUACUCCCAUUCUGUGGUUGAACACGGCAGCAGAGAGCUCAUGCAGUACAUCCAGUAUGUCUGUUACCCCGGUUACACGCUGGCUGAUGGAGACACACACAGCUACUGCCAGCGGGGAGGCACCUGGAGCGGAAUCACUCCGGUGUGUCUGGAGGCAGCACCUUGUUCAGUUGACCACGGAGGAUGCUCCCAGCUGUGCUCGCACUCAGAACAUCACAACCACAGCGCCAGCCGGGCCCGCGUCCGACCUCGGUGCCACUGCAGGGCUGGAUUCACUCUGCAGCCCGACGGGCGAACUUGUCGAGAUAUCGACGAGUGUGCCGUUAAUCGGGGGCUCGGGGCGUGUGCGGAGCGGUGCCUUAACUCCCCGGGAUCCUACCAAUGUGCCUGCUCGUACGGUUACAUCUUAGCCGGAAACGGGCACAGCUGCGUGGCAGAGUGUCCACCCGGGUACAGGAAGCAACCCGCAGCAACAACGCCAGCAAAUACAACCGCCCCGGCUCUCCGGGAGGAGUGUGUCGAUAUAAAUGAGUGCCAGGAGGAAACGUGUGAGGGACAGUGCGUCAACCUCCCAGGCUCCCACCGCUGCAUCUGUCCCAGAGGACAUGCACUGCACACAGAUGGCCGACGCUGCAAAGACAUUAAUGAGUGCAGCCGGAGGAAUGGAGGGUGUUCCCACCUGUGUUUGAACCAAAAAGGUGGCUAUAAAUGUGCCUGCCCGGGCUCCCAUCGGCUCUCCCCCUACAGCUGGAGGAAAUGUUUACCAAGGACAACAGCGGCCUCUGCUGGCCGGGCAGUGUGAAGACACACUUUAACACAAUGUCAAAAUGCGUUUACUUAUACAAUGUCGCUGUGGAAGAAACAACAAAUAAACUCUGAAAUUGAAGCAAGUUACAGCAGCUUUCCACUGGAUAAAUGUCCUGUGUGUAAACGUGCUUCUUCCCACCAGCCUGAUCUUCUUACUUUUCACUCCGAUCACCACAGUGAAAACAGCAGCCCGAUCUUGCAUUUCUUAUUAUGAAAUUACCUGCACGUUAGAUUGUCAGAUUCCAUCUCUCUCUACCCACCACUUCAAAAUGAAAGCCUUAAUAGAGUGACCUGGUAAGAAGGAAGCUGUGGGGAAGCUUAUUUUUCAAAACAGAAGCCCCAAACUCUGAAUGUUAACUUGAAACUAGGCAUUCAAAUAAAUGUGGGUUCUUCAAUAGUAUUGCAGACAUCUGUACGUUCUGUGUUUGCUUGGAUUCAAAUCCAAUAUUGCAUUGUGUCAGAGUCCACCCCAAAAAGCAACAGCUGGAGCUCCGAUUGGCUAACUGCUGUUUCUCAGCAAUCAGAGCUCCUCUUGCUGAUGGUUAGAGAAAACGAUAUGUGCCGCCGUUAAUAAACAAAUGAUUUUACCAUCGUUAGUCAAAUUAUUUUAAUUAUUGCAUGAACAUGCAUAAUGUUCAUGAUUUUCGGGUUAGUAAUAAAAUACAUUAACCGUU